This is a messenger RNA of Procambarus clarkii (red swamp crayfish), 3296 nucleotides long. RefSeq names its product ER GDP-fucose transporter (gene Efr). Gene Ontology annotation, cellular component: Golgi membrane; endoplasmic reticulum membrane. Gene Ontology annotation, biological process: transmembrane transport. NCBI's taxonomy places the organism in Eukaryota, Metazoa, Arthropoda, Malacostraca, Decapoda, Cambaridae. The record is from RefSeq and is a predicted model, not a curated record. Gene Ontology annotation, molecular function: UDP-xylose transmembrane transporter activity; UDP-N-acetylglucosamine transmembrane transporter activity.
GCGCCUGGUCACCCGUGCCGGUACUGUUGCUACAGCUCUUGUGGGUACUGUUGCUGCAGCUCGUGUGGGUACUGUUGCUGCAGCUCGUAGUUGAUCCGAGUGACUUUAGCCGUCAUGGGGGCUGCAAUUCCUAUUCUGUUUGUGUUCAUCGGCUGCUGCACCAAUGUUGUCUUUCUUGAGCUUCUUGUCAAGGAGCAGCCAGGCAGUGGAAAUAUCAUCACGUUCGCUCAGUUCAUCUUCAUUGCUUUAGAGGGCUUCUUAUUUACAGCAGAAUUUGGCAAGAAGAAGAAUGUUGUACCUGUCAGAGAUUAUCUAGUGCUGGUGGUGAUGUUCUUCAUUGUCAACGUCUCCAACAACUUGGCCUUUGGCUUCAAGAUCUCCAUGCCUCUUCAUAUGAUCUUCCGCAGCGGAGGGCUCAUUGCUAACAUGAUAAUGGCAAUUGUGGUGCUGGGGCGGCGCUACACCCUCACCAAGUAUGUUUCUGUCGCAAUGAUCACCGUCGGCACCAUUAUUUGCACCUUCGCUUCUGCAGAAACUGUGGAGAAGCAUGACGACAAUGAGGCCACUGCUGAAUUUUCUCAUUUUGUAACAUGGCUGAUGGGGAUUGGACUCCUCACAUUUGCGUUGUUCAUGUCUGCUCGCAUGGGGAUAUUCCAGGAAUGCCUCUAUUCCCGACAUGGCAAGCACUCACGGGAGGCUCUCUUCUACAUACAUGCGUUGUCCCUGCCGGGGUUCUUGCUGACCUGGAGAAGCAUAGUGGAUCACGCCAUCAAGUUCAGCUCGUCUCCAUCCCUGCCAGUACUGGGCUCCCUCCCAGUUCUUGCACACUUGCCCAGGCUCUGGGUCUAUCUCCUUGGCAACAUGCUCACUCAAUAUGUAUGUAUCAGCUCGGUCUUCACUCUGACGUCGGAGUGCACCUCGUUGACGGUGACGCUCAUUCUCACGCUGCGCAAGUUUCUCUCGCUCACCUUCUCUAUCAUAUACUUUCAGAAUCCCUUCACAAUAAGUCACUGGAUAGGCACAGUGCUGGUGUUUGGUGGGACGCUGUUAUUUUCUGAUAUCAAAGGCAAGGUUCAAGAGGCUAUGAGCUCAACCAGAGAGAAGGUUGAGUAAUGUUUACAAGUUUGGUGCGACUUUGUUACUGUUUGUAUUAUAAAUCGUCAAUGCAUGUCCAAUGGAACACACUCGGAAGUGUUGUGCAUAGAAGCUUUAAGUCACGAGCCAUACUAAAAAUAUAGUACGUAAAUAAAAUGUUUUAUGUGUGUGUGUGUGUUAAGACUUUGUUAUUUAUUUGCAGAAAAAAUAACUGCAGAUUUGUUUAUAUCAAACUGGAGAAAAGGAAAACUUGUAAAUGUCUGAAUUUUGUUGUAAUGAUUAUUUUUUUACGCAUUAAUUCUAACCCUAUUGUUUGGGCUUUAAGAGAAAUUUAUAAUGCUAGGAAGACAGAUACUGGACUGUAACUUGACAAGUAGUUUAAGUAGGCUUAAAGGCAGUCGAGUACGUUGGCUCGAGCAGCUCGUGUCUCGAGUCUUCAUUAAAUGAAGUAGAAACAAAAAAAAAUGAAAGUGAAUAUCUUGUAGGUACAGUUUCAGUUUUUUUUUUUUUUAUUCUAUGGAAGUCUGAGUCGUGUAACAUAUUGUUACACGUUUGUUAUAGUUGGAAUGAAGGUUGUUGUGUAUUGGAACACAGCUCGUAUUAUGCAGCUGUUAUGUGAACCAUUUUGUUUAUUGCACAGCUGUUAUGUGAACCUUUUGGUUAAUUGCACAGCUGUUAUGUGAACCUUUUGGUUUAUUGCACAGCUGUUAUGUGAACCUUUUGGUUUAUUGCACAGCUGUUAUGUGAACCUUUUAGUUUAUUGCACAGCUGUUAUGUGAACCUUUUGGUUAAUUGCACAGCUGUUAUGUGAACCUUUUGGUUAAUUACACAGCUGUUAUGUGAACCUUUUGGUUUAUUGCACAGCUGUUAUGUGAACAUUUUAGUUUAUUGCACAGCUGUUAUGUGAACCUUUUAGUUUAUUGCACAGCUGUUAUGUGAACCUUUCUUGGGGGGAGCCCUUUGUGGCUCCCUAUUAUCUCCGAUGAUGGUGCCAUGAUUCGGAGAGUUCUCUGUCCUACCCAGGACCCAGAGCCAGAACCUGGCCUCCCCCCCCCCCCCCCCUCCUCACAGAGGUGCAGGGAACCAUCAUAUUUAUUUAUACCACCGCCGAGGAAAGCACCCAGAAAAUCGGAGAGACAAAACUGUGGCUCUGAGACACUGCAGGUCUCGGAGCCACAGCUAGCUGCCUCCGAGACCUGCAGACUCAAAAUGGCCAUAGAACUAAAAAUUAUGUAAACAUACAAUUGAAGAUGUUAUAAUCCAGUGCCCACUUAUUUGCCCCACUCUUUCCCCCCAUCUAGGGUGGUGGGUGGGCAGCAGGCCUCGGCUCACAGGCAACUUCGUCAAUUCUCUUCCGAUAUGUAAUGGUGUCGGGUCUGCCAUUGUCUCUCUCUGUUCCCAGUGUUUUUUCUUUGGUGUGUUUUGCCUUGGUGGCUAUUCAUUGCACUUUUGUGUGUGUGGACCAGGAAUUUUUGAGCACUUGGAGCUGUCCGUGUUCAGGGUUCCCUUUCCUGGGCGCUCCCUUGGGCUGCCCUUGAGCUGCCAAGGUUUUCUUCCCUGGAGUGUUCGGGCGACGUUUCUUUAGAGGUCUAGCUCACUUGUGGUGGCCUUCGCCUUGGGGAUAGUCUGGUGUCUUAGGCGUAUGUCUUUUCUCCAGCUGGAGCAUCUUUGUUGGUGGGGUGUACUGGGCUUCACGCAUGCUGAGGUAGGUUUUCCCAGCUGUUUUGGUUAGGCUGGGUUAAUUUACGUAGAGCUUUCAAGAAUACCGGCGUAGCAUCCCAGCUUUCCUGGUGGUGGCAGACACAAUUAAAACUCGCUGACAGUUUUAUCAUAGUACCACUGCUGUCUCUGCCCCGUUAGAGGAGGCCAGGCUCUAGCUCUUGGUCCCUGGUAGGCCUAAAAGAACUCUACAGCUGAUGGUGUGUAGUAGUUUAGCACUAGAUCAGCAUUAUAACUUCAGGGAGCCACCUGGGCUUGCCCAAAAUAGGCGUUUCAUUACAUUCAAUAGUUUUUUUUUUUUCACAUCUGUUGUCUGAGCCUUUGCUGUGCAGCUGUCAUGUGAACUUUUAUUAUUGCACAGCUGUUAUGUGAACCUUUGUUUUACACACCUGCCUCAAAAACCAUAGGUUCACAGCACCAGCCUGUCCUCCAAAGACCCAAAGUCCAUUCCAUGCACCUGCCACACCCCCCCCACCCCAUCC